Molecule: messenger RNA, 945 nt
Organism: Aspergillus pseudotamarii
Lineage: Eukaryota; Fungi; Ascomycota; Eurotiomycetes; Eurotiales; Aspergillaceae
Product: zinc finger CCCH domain-containing RNA-binding protein
Exons: 2
Coding region: 143-772 (209 amino acids)
Biological process (GO): mRNA splicing, via spliceosome
Cellular component (GO): spliceosomal complex; U2AF complex
Molecular function (GO): metal ion binding; pre-mRNA 3'-splice site binding
Source: RefSeq, a predicted model, not a curated record
CGCCGCUCACCUUUCCCUGACAUAAUCGAGUCAGGUCCUUUCUCACAGUUACCUUCAAUUCCAACCGGAAGUCUUCCGUUAAUUUAUAUAUUCUCAAAUACAGAUCUUAAACGCUCGAUCCCGGCGCAUUACCUCGUAAACAAUGGCCAAUUAUCUCGCCUCCAUCUUCGGUACGGAACAGGACAAGGUCAACUGCUCAUUCUAUUAUAAGAUUGGCGCAUGCAGACACGGCGACCGGUGUUCUCGGAAGCAUGUCAAGCCUUCAUACUCGCAGACGAUCCUGAUGCCAAACAUGUACCAGAACCCGGCAUACGACCCAAAGAACAAGAUGAACCCCAGCCAGCUCCAGAACCACUUCGAUGCCUUCUACGAAGAUGUAUGGUGUGAGAUGUGCAAGUACGGAGAGAUCGAGGAACUGGUAGUGUGUGACAACAAUAAUGAUCACCUGAUCGGCAACGUCUACGCCCGAUUCAAGUACGAAGAAGAUGCGCAAAAGGCCUGCGACGCGUUGAAUUCCCGCUGGUAUGCAGCGCGACCGAUAUAUUGUGAACUAUCGCCGGUCACAGAUUUCCGAGAAGCCUGUUGUCGAUUAAAUAGUGGCGAAGGUUGUGUGCGUGGCGGAUUCUGCAAUUUCAUCCACCGAAAGGACCCCAGCAAUGAGCUCGACCGUGAACUGCGCCUGAGCACGAAGAAAUGGCUGAAGGAGCGCGGCAGGGACGCCCGCAGUGUCAGUCGCAGCCCCAGUCCGGAGCCGACGAGGCGGAGAUAUUAGGUGUGGAUUUGCUUUUUGUGUUCUGCAUGUGGCGUUGGGGGAAUUGACCUCUGUCAACUGUAAUGUUUCUUAUACUGUUAUGAUAUCAAGCCCUGGUUGCGAGAUUUAUGGCAUUCAAAUUGUCUUCGGUUGAAGCUUUUAUACCUGUAGAGUACCUUAAAACAAUAACGACG